GGCGCAUCGGCGGGUCCUAAACGUGAGCCUAAAAAAAGAGAAGAAGAAGGAGAAGAAAAAAAACCUGUUCGCUGUCUCCCGUUGGCCUCGGAUGUACUCGCUGGAAUACCCGAAGAAGACGGAGGGAAAACGGAGAACUUAACGGCGGGUCGCCCCCACCCACGCACCGAGAGAGGAGUGUUGACGCGAUGGCGAUAAUAAAUCAUGCGCUCCCUCGACCACGAAGCUACGUUAGCCCAACUGGAAACAAGCUAGCAAGAAAGGAGCCGCAACGUGCCGGUAGUGUGGACACCUUUUGAGAAGAGUCGCGUGAGUUUGCAAUUUCCAUCAGCAGCCCGAGGAAGACGUGAACCGCCGACGCUAUGCACAUCUGACACGCGUGACCGAGGGCCGGGCAGGCGUUGCUGAGGAUGAUUGGUCUGGUGCGCUGAAGAUAGAUGGUGUGGGAAUGAUGGACCUCACCAAUGGCCGGUCAGGCAGCAUCAUCACCACCACCGCUGCAACACUCUCUGAGAAGAGCAGCAGCGCCGAGUCUCUCAGCGAUAAGGGCUCUUCGGACCUGAAGAAGAGUUUUGACGCCGUUGUGUUCGAUGUGCUGAAGGUCACUCCCGAAGAAUAUGCAAGUCAGAUCAUGCUCAUGGAUGCUCCCGUGUUCAAGGCCAUCCAGCCAGAGGAGCUGUCGAGCUGCGGCUGGAACAAGAAGGAGAAGCACAGCUCCGCCCCAAAUGUCGUGGCCUUCACUCGCAGGUUCAACCAGACGAGUUUCUGGGUGGUACGAGAGAUCCUCCACGCCCAGACGUUGAAGAUCAGAGCCGAGGUGCUGAGUCUGUACAUUCGCACCGCCAAGAAACUGUGCGACAUGAACAACCUCCACGCCGUCAUGGCCGUGGUGUCGGCGCUGCAGAGCGCCCCCAUCUUCAGGCUGGCCAAGACCUGGGCGCUGCUGAGUCGUAAGGACAAGGCGACGUUUGACCGGCUCGACUACCUGAUGUCCAAGGAGGACAACUACAAACGUCUGAGGGACUUCAUCAGCAGCCAGAGCAUGGUGUCCUGCAUCCCGUACCUAGGGAUGUACCUGUCCGACCUGACCUACAUCGACUCGGCCUACCCGUCCACGGGCAGCAUCCUGGAGAGCGAGCAGAGGUCCAACCUGAUGAACAACAUGCUGCGCAUCAUAUCGGACCUGCAGAGGUCCUGUACCUACGAUGUCACGGUGUUGCCUCACGUCCAGAAGUACCUCAACUCGGUCCGCUACAUCGAGGAGCUGCAGAAGUUCGUGGAGGACGACAAUUACAAGUUGUCGCAGAAGAUCGAGCCGGGCACCAGCACGCCGCGGGCAAGCGCCCCCAAAGACGAUCACGUGGGCCAGGAGGCGUCGGCGUCGCCUCUCUGCGGCCACAAAUAUACGAUAGCGGCCGAGGCCACCAAGGUCCCCGCCACGCCGCCGUCCCCCAGGAAGCUGCUGCCCUACGGACACCGCAAGUGCCACAGCCUGGGCUACAAUUUCAUCCACAAGAUGAACACGGUGGAGUUCAAGAGUGCCACGUUCCCCAACGCCGGCUCCCGCCACCUGCUGGACGACAGCGUGAUGGAGAGCCACAGUCCCACCAGGGGCCACGCGGAGAGCUCCACCCUGUCCAGCGGGAUUUCACUCGGGAGCAGCGAGGGCUCCGAGCUCAGCGAAGAGGUCACCUGGCCGGCGUUCGAGAGGACUCGGUUCUAUCACUCUCUGGGCCCGGUGACCCGCAUCCCCUACAGAGGAGUCCUGAGGUCCAGCAGCUCGGCGGAGUCGGAGGAGCUCGCGGUUCACUUGUACCCCGGAGCGGUCACGGUGCAGGGCGUGUUGAGGAGGAAGACGAUGAUGAAGGAGGGCAAGAAACCAACAGUGGCGUCGUGGACCAAAUUCUGGGUCGCUCUUUGCGAAACACAGCUCUACUACUACCCGGCCAAGUCCCUGAAGGCCACGGAGAGGAAGCAUUUCAAGUCGACGUCCAGUAAGAGUGUGUGUGUGGUGGGACUGAUGGCCAUCAUGGCCGACGACCCCGAGCAUCCCGACGUCUUCUUGCUGACGGACGCCGAGCAGGGUAACACCUACAAGUACCAAGCGGGGAACCGGAUGAACGCCAUGCUGUGGUUCAAACACCUGAGUGCUGCCUGCCAGAGCAACAGGCAACAGGUGCCAGCCAAUCUGAUGUCAUUCGAGUGACCGGCGCUGAGGAGUGUGACUGAGCAAAUGGAGAGGAGGAUGGAGAGGAGGAUGGAGAGGAGGAUGGAGAGGAGGAUGGAGAGGAGGAUGGAGAGGAGGAUGGAGAGGAGGAUGGAGAGGAGGAUGGAGAGGAGGAUGGAGAGGAUGGGGAGGAGGAGUGUUGUACCAGUAGUGGAGCUUUCACUGCCAUGAGUCCUGACCGACGAUUCUCCGAUUCUUGCCCCACUGCAGCCUCACCUGCCACCACUGCCGUAACCAGAGCACCCUGGGGUGUGUGUACGUGUAUGUAUGUGUGUGUGUGUGUGUGUGUGUGUGUGCACUGACUACCGAACAUGAACUGCACCACUGCUCCUGCCUCCCUUUUGCUCUCGGCGUCUUUUUGUUUUUACGCUCCUCUCCUCCUCUCUCCUCUCUUCUCCCUCCUCUCUCCUCCUCUCCUUUCCCGCAGACAUAAAUAACCCUCCUCUGUU
Molecule: messenger RNA, 2676 nt
Organism: Pseudoliparis swirei
Lineage: Eukaryota; Metazoa; Chordata; Actinopteri; Perciformes; Liparidae
Gene: ralgps2
Product: Ral GEF with PH domain and SH3 binding motif 2
Exons: 22
Coding region: 449-2206 (585 amino acids)
Biological process (GO): positive regulation of GTPase activity; Ras protein signal transduction
Cellular component (GO): plasma membrane
Molecular function (GO): guanyl-nucleotide exchange factor activity
Source: RefSeq, a predicted model, not a curated record